Molecule: messenger RNA, 1830 nt
Organism: Solanum dulcamara
Lineage: Eukaryota; Viridiplantae; Streptophyta; Magnoliopsida; Solanales; Solanaceae
Product: glutamate decarboxylase
Exons: 8
Coding region: 150-1667 (505 amino acids)
Biological process (GO): L-glutamate catabolic process
Cellular component (GO): cytosol
Molecular function (GO): pyridoxal phosphate binding; glutamate decarboxylase activity
Source: RefSeq, a predicted model, not a curated record
UCAAAAUUUCAUUAUUUUAUAAAUACUGACUCUUCUAAUACAUUUCUUCUUCAAGAAAGAAAAAAAAUAUCUAUCUUCUUUUUCCUCCAUUUUCUCUCUUUUGCUUUACUGUUUGAGCUUCUCCGUCGUACUACCACCACUACGCCACCAUGGUUCUGUCCAAGAUUGCGUCGGAAAGUGACGUGUCCGUUCACUCCACUUUCGCUUCUCGAUAUGUUCGAACUUCUCUUCCAAGGUUUAAGAUGCCAGAAAAUUCAAUACCAAAGGAAGCAGCAUAUCAAAUUAUAAAUGAUGAACUCAUGUUAGAUGGAAAUCCAAGGUUGAAUUUGGCUUCUUUUGUGACAACAUGGAUGGAACCAGAAUGUGACAAAUUAAUGAUGGAUUCAAUUAACAAAAAUUAUGUUGACAUGGAUGAAUACCCUGUAACCACUGAGCUUCAGAAUCGAUGUGUAAACAUGAUAGCCCAUUUAUUUAAUGCACCACUUGAAGAUGGAGAAACUGCAGUUGGAGUUGGAACAGUUGGAUCUUCAGAAGCCAUUAUGCUUGCUGGAUUGGCCUUUAAGAGAAUAUGGCAAAACAAAAUGAAAGCCCAAGGAAAGCCCUAUGACAAGCCCAACAUUGUUACUGGUGCCAAUGUCCAGGUGUGCUGGGAGAAAUUUGCAAGGUAUUUUGAAGUGGAGCUAAAGGAAGUGAAGUUGACUGAUGGAUACUAUGUGAUGAACCCUGAGAAAGCUGUGGAAAUGGUGGAUGAGAACACAAUUUGUGUAGCUGCUAUUUUGGGUUCAACUCUUAAUGGAGAAUUUGAAGAUGUAAAGAAAUUGAAUGACCUCUUGAUUGAGAAGAACAAAGAAACAGGGUGGGACACUCCAAUUCAUGUGGAUGCAGCAAGUGGUGGAUUUAUUGCACCAUUUAUUUAUCCAGAGCUUGAAUGGGACUUUAGAUUGCCAUUAGUGAAGAGUAUUAAUGUGAGUGGUCACAAAUAUGGUCUUGUUUAUGCUGGUAUUGGUUGGGUCAUUUGGAGGAACAAGGAAGACUUGCCUGAUGAACUUAUUUUCCACAUCAAUUAUCUUGGUGCUGAUCAACCUACUUUCACUCUCAAUUUCUCUAAAGGAUCCAGUCAAAUAAUUGCUCAAUAUUACCAACUUAUUCGCUUGGGUUAUGAGGGUUACAAGAAUGUUAUGCAGAAUUGUCAAGAAAAUGCAAGGGUACUAAGAGAAGGACUAGAAAAGACAGGGAGAUUCAGCAUAGUCUCCAAAGAAAUUGGAGUCCCCUUAGUUGCAUUUUCUCUUAAAGACAACAGCAAACAUGAUGAGUUUGAGAUUUCUGAGACUUUAAGGAGAUUUGGAUGGAUUGUUCCAGCAUACACUAUGCCACCAGAUGCUCAACACAUCACUGUUCUUAGAGUUGUCAUUAGAGAAGAUUUCUCCAGGACACUCGCAGAGCGACUGAUUAUGGAUAUCGGUAAAGUCCUCCACGAACUCGACAUGCUUCCAGCACGUGUGAACGCUAAGCUCGCCAUGGCCGAGGAGAAGGCGGCGGCCACGGCGAACGGUAGCGACAGUGCGUUGCGUCAAAAAUCGAAUAGGGAAUGGGAGCUACAGGUUACUGAAGCAUGGAAGAAGUUUGUUGCUGAUAAGAAGAAGAGUAAGACUAGUGGAGUUUGUUAAUUAAUUAAUUAAUGUAUGUUUAUGAUAUGAUGAAUUAAUUAUGAGUUUAUUGCUAAGUGUUUAAUAACGAACUCUUUAAUUCCCACUGUAAAAUUUUCUUAUGUACUUGUAAUAUGAUUUUAAUUAAUUUGUAUUAUGAGUGUUUGAGGUCUUGUUUACUUGA